GUAGCGUGGCCGGGGCGUUAUCAGCUGCGGGGCCGCAGACUGGAGCGGCGCGGGAUGCGAGUGCGAGUGUGAGCGGCAUGAGUGCUCGCCUGCGGUCCUAGCGCGAGUGCUGCGCCCGGGUUGGCCGGGUUUCGGGGGGCCAUGAAGCCCGACGGAGCGCGCGAGCCCGAGCCGCUGAUCCCCGGCCGGGGCGCAGAGCCCGAGGGGCGCUGGCGCGAGAGGGGCGAGGCGGACACGGAGCGACAGCGCACCCGGGAGCGCCAGGAGGCCACGCUAGCGGGGCUGGCGGAGCUGGGGUACCUGCGGCAACGCCAGGAGCUGCUGGUGCGCGGCGCGCUGCGCUGCUCCGGGGCCGCGGGGACUGUCGCGCCGCGCGCCGGGGAGCUGCGGGGGGACCCGGCGCAGCGCAGCCGUCUGGAGGAGAAGUUCCUAGAGGAGAACAUCUUGCUGCUGCGGAGGCAGUUGAAUUGCUUGAGGAGAAGAGAUGCCGGUUUGUUGAACCAGUUGCAAGAACUUGACAAGCAGAUAAGUGACCUGAGGCUGGAUGUUGGAAAGACGGCUGAAGAGCAGCUGGAGACAGACAGCCGGCCUAGCUCAGGGUUUUAUGAGCUGAGUGAUGGGGCUUCAGGAUCCCUUUCUAAUUCCUCUAACUCCGUGUUCAGUGAAUGUCUGUCCAGUUGUCACUCCAGCACCUGCUUUUGCAGCCCCUUGGAGGCAGCUUUGACUAUCUCAGAUGCUUGUCCCAAAUCUGCAGAUCUCAUAGGAUGGUUGGAAUGUAAAGGCGGCCACUGUGAAGACCAGGCCUCAGGCGCAAUUUGCAGUCCCCCCUCCACACCACAAUUUAAUUCCCUUGAUGUCAUUGCAGAUGUGAACCCUAAAUACCAGUGCGACCUUGUGUCUAAAAACGGCAAUGAUGUAUACCGGUACCCCAGUCCACUUCAUGCUGUGGCUGUGCAGAGCCCUAUGUUUCUCCUUUGUCUGACCGGCAACUCUCUGAGGGAAGAGGAGGGGCUUGGGAACCAUGUCAGUGACAUUUGCGUUGCAUCUGAACUGAACGCCACCAAAGCAGAUAACUCCUUGCCAUCUCCAAGCAGUUUGUGGUCCGCUUCUCAUCCUUCAUCCAGUAAGAAGAUGGAUGGCUACAUUCUGAGCCUGGUCCAGAAAAAAACCCACCCUGUAAGGACCAAUAAACCUAGAACCAGUGUGAACGCUGAUCCUACCAAGGGGCUUUUGAGGAACGGAAGUGUGUGUGUCAGGGCCCCCGCUGGCGUCCCACAGGGCAGUGGUGUGAACCUUAAGAAUACGAAACAGAUGUGUUUGCCCUCCGGGGGAAUAGCCUCUUUGGAAAACGGGCCAUUCUCCCCACCUAAGCAGAGGUCAAAAGACUGCAAGACGGAGCAGGUGGAAAGCAAGAGGCUGGUCCUGCCGGAGGGAUGCUCGGCAGGCGCUGCCAUGGAACCCCAAAGCAAGCAUCUGCCCAAAACCGCCAAGGUAGCCUCCCAAGAGCUCGCGAGGUGCCCGGCGGGGCUGGGGGAAUCCCUGAGGGAGAGCAACCAGGUCUCGGCUGUUUCUCCUAAAACAAGUCCCGGCAGAGGCCCCGUCGCCCCGGUAGAGAGCAAAGCUCCUCAGCCCCCGAAGAAGAUGCCGCAGAAGAGCGGCCCACAGGCCUUGCCGGCGGUGGACAGGCCCGUCUUGGACCUCAAAAGCGAGGGCUCGUCUCAAAGCCUCGAGGAAGCGCAUCUGGUGAAAGCUCAGUUCAUCCCCGGGCAGCAGGCGGGCGCCAGACCUCACCGCGCGCACAGGAACCCGGGCAUCGCUAGGAGCGCCACCCUGAAGGCCCGCGGCCCCGCCGCCCCGGAGCACGGCCUGCCCACCGUUAGGGAGAAAACGCGGCCGGCCGGCAAGAAGUGCCGCUUCCCCGACGACUCGGACACAAGCAAGAGACUCAGGAAGGCCUCCUCCAAGGGCAGGCGCGGUGGGCCGCCCGACGCGGGCCUUCCCGGCAGGGCCCUGGGCGCAGGCGGCCAUCGGGCGGGCGGCCGGGCGCACGCGCACGGACGGGAGCCGGUGGUGGCCAAGCCUAAGCACAAGCGAACCGACUACCGCCGGUGGAAGUCGUCCGCCGAGGUCUCCUACGAGGAGGCCCUGCGGCGGGCGCGGCGGGCCCGCAGGGAGCACGCGGGCGCCUACCCCGUGGCCGUGGCGCUGCCCUACGCCAGCCCCUACGCCUACGUGGCCAGCGACUCCGAGUACUCGGCCGAGUGCGAGUCGCUCUUCCACUCCACGGUGGUGGACACCAGCGAGGACGAGCAGAGCAACUACACCACCAACUGCUUCGGCGACAGCGAGUCGAGCGUGAGCGAGGGCGAGUUCGUGGGCGAGAGCACCACCACCAGCGACUCCGAGGAGAGCGGGGGUUUAAUCUGGUCCCAGUUUGUCCAGACUCUCCCACUCCAAACGGUCACGGCCCCAGACCUCCACACCUGCCCCACCAAAACCUUUGUCAAGAUCAAGGCUUCGCACAACCUCAAGAAGAAGAUCCUCCGCUUCCGGUCUGGCUCUUUGAAACUCAUGACGACCGUUUGAGGGAAGCUCCUGUAGCGAGUGUCUUCCCCUACCCCUAGUCUUUGAAAAAAGAAAGAAAAGAAAAGAAAAAAAAAAGGAUGGCGUCUUAAUAUUUGUGUCAUACUUUAAAGGGAUGCCUAACCUGUUUUUAAGGAUAAGCCCAGGAUAAAUUGUGUCUGAUCGUCAUGUGUGGACGCUAGUGCCUUUAAUGGAAGGUGAAGGGUGUAUCUCUAGUUAGAAGUAAAUACUAAGGUCUUAAAUGGUGGUGGUAGUGAAUGAAGUGUGAUUAUCAGCUGGUUUUCGGUUUAUAUUGUCCGAGCGUCUGGCAAAGUACAGGGUUUUGAUGUUCAGGUUUUAUUUGGAUGAGACCUUUAGUUUCCAGGGGCCGUGGAUGGGAUUUUUAAGACAUGAACUCGCUCCUUGAUUCUUUAGGGCUGUUCCCUGAAAGGGCUUUCCAGUUGAGGGGCAUUACAUGAAAUUGUGUAGAACAGGUAGAAAAAUGGCUAUUUCUUUCGGUAAAUUUUUUUAAAUGUAGUCAACACUUCUCAGAGGUCUACCCUUUUUUACUGGAGUUAGAACUUGUAGACCACCAGACUGUGAAUCUGGAGGUGGCAACGGGACAGGGAUACUGACAGUACCUUAAAAGGAUUCACACAAACCUUUGCCACGCGUAGCGCGCCAGCCUCUGUUACAGUAACCUUCUCUUGGGCCAUAUACCCAGCAGUUUUUGAUGCCUUUCUCUCUGCUCCUAACUUGUAGCCAGUACAACCGUUUGUCCCUUAGAAGGCUGCCUUGGGGAUAAAGUGUUGGUCCUUUGAUGCAAAGACAUAGACCCUUAAUGGGCAUGACUCUAAGCCUAGAAUUGCUCACCGAGCACGGUGCUGCUUAAGCUCUGGUCAAAACAUUAGUGCAUUCCAGUCCCCAUUGGACCACUUACUUAUUUGGAAAGGGCUUUAAAUUUUUUUAAAGUUUUUGGUAAACAGUAUUGUGUAAAAUAGUCUUUUAAAAUAUCAAUAUAUGCAUGUUUUGUGCAUGAGUAGUAGUUUGGAUUCUGUUUUAAUAUUCUUGUUGUUGAAAUACUGUAUGAUAUAAACAGUAUGUGUUUUUAUAUAUAUCAUUGUGUAAAUUUAAUAUAACACAUUAUAUGCUGUACUAAAUGAUUGGUUUUAUUGCUGUUAACUUUGUUAUUUGUUAUAAAAUUCAGAUGUUUACACCUAUAAA
Molecule: messenger RNA, 3786 nt
Organism: Mesocricetus auratus (golden hamster)
Lineage: Eukaryota; Metazoa; Chordata; Mammalia; Rodentia; Cricetidae
Gene: Dact1
Product: dishevelled binding antagonist of beta catenin 1
Exons: 4
Coding region: 142-2586 (814 amino acids)
Biological process (GO): negative regulation of JNK cascade; negative regulation of canonical Wnt signaling pathway; regulation of Wnt signaling pathway, planar cell polarity pathway
Cellular component (GO): cytoplasm
Source: RefSeq, a predicted model, not a curated record